AUGGAGUCAGGGAACGUCUCCCUACCACAAACAUCAGUGCAGUCAGUGAACCAGAGUUCCAGGCCAAGGCAUACCCCUGCCAUUCAGGAUGUCUCCACCAUGGCUUCCAGGACAGUCCAGGAUGAUGAUGUCUCAAGCCAGGAUCACUUUUCCUUGUCUUCAAGCCUACAGCACACUUCUCAGACUUCCCAAGACCUGGAUCAGUGGACGUUAAGCACAUCAGACUCCAUUGAAUCAAGCCCAAUUACAUCGACCCAGCCAGAGACCCCGGAGAUUCAGAUGUUGUCAUAUUCCUUUUCUCAUCAGCUCCUGCCAUCUGGUGCAGGCCACAGCGGUGUUAAUGACUCUGCUGCCAUGUUCCCAGCACUGUCUGACCUCCAGGCCGCCCAGGGUAUUGGUGAGCAUAACGACCUAGACAUGUCUCAGGCUCAAGAUUUCCAAGCCUUCUCUUCCAUGGUGGACUUUUCCUUUGAUAAUGAUGCUUGUGCCUCCGAUGGAAACCAGGGUUGUAUGCAGGAUGACACCGCGUCUCUGGGAAACAGUUCUCACAAUGAUGAUGGCCACUUCUGGAAGUCCUUGAGCCUGGAUACUGGAAACUUCCCUGGAUCUACAUUCGACCAGAUGCCCCACGGUCUUCCGGGUGCUGUCUCCCCUCCUCUCACUGAAGCAAGCCAGGUCUCUGUUACUUCUGCUUCACAAUCUGCAUACUCUUUCCGGGGUCAGGACGAAACCCUUCUGGGCGAGAAUAAUGCGAAUUCCACAGUCUCUGGCCAGAAUCUUAACCUGGGCGACUCCUUUUUCCCAUUAACCCCACCACUCAGUGACCAGGAUCCCAACAGGACCAUUAGGCCUUCCAAGCAAGCGCAGCGACCUUUACUCUCCGCGGCGGCAGGUCGAUCCCAAAGGAAAUCUGACCCGGAAAUGUACGCUUCUAUGCCUGUGAGGGAGCCUCUCCGGCAACGGUCGAAGGACACUUCUGAAACCCGAGGACCCCGGGAUCAUCCAUACUAUUCUUUACCCACCCACAGUGAUGGAAACAAAUACUUGGAUUCCCAUUUGAAGCCAUACCGGUGCAAGGUCCCUUCCUGCAUGGCUCAGAAACUGCACUUCUCCUCCAAUGCCUGCCUCUUCCGUCAUGAGCGGGAAGCCCAUGGAUUCCACGGCCACGGAGACAAUCCUCAUCUUUGCCUCUUUGAAGGAUGUGAAAGAUCGAUCCCAGGUUAUGGAUUUCCUCGUCGGUGGAACCUCUACGAUCAUAUGAAGAGAGUCCAUGACUACACCCCCUCUGAACAGCCCAGUUCCCCGGAGACAGCUUCCACUUCUGGCCAGGCCUCGAAGAAGAAGGAUUCAGUGCGCAAGAGGAAGGUUACCAAGGCCACUAUUGGUGCUCAAACAAUGAAAAGGACUCGAUCCACAUCCUCUCAAGGGAGCGCCGCGAAGGCUGCUCAAGCUUCGGCGAACCACGGACAGAGACUCCAAAACGCGGAGAAGAACUAUUACAACUGCCGUGCUCGACUUAUUGAGGAGCUCAGCAACAUCACUCCACAGGAUUCUGCGAUGCAUGAGAAGGUUAAUGCCAGCCUUCAGGAGCUCAUCACUCUGGGAUUGAACUAUCGCCAACUGGAAGCCAGCUCGGCAGCAACCCAAGUGGCCGGAGUUGAUCUGCAAGAUUUCCAAAUGGGCCAGUCUGCCCACUGGCAGCUGAGAAAGACAAAGCUCAUCGGCCAUGUGCCGACUCCCCACAAGGCUGUAUUUUGCGCCCGCUUCUGGGCAUAUCCUGAUCUCGACAAGGCCAGGCAGAGUUGUGCCUGUGCCUUUGUGGAUUGGAGCAUUCAUGAAGCUGGACGACAAAUGGACUGCUAA
Rasamsonia emersonii CBS 393.64 is the source of this 1863-nucleotide messenger RNA. Its product is annotated as C2H2 finger domain protein. NCBI's taxonomy places the organism in Eukaryota, Fungi, Ascomycota, Eurotiomycetes, Eurotiales, Trichocomaceae. The record is from RefSeq and is a predicted model, not a curated record. The transcript is spliced from 5 exons. The coding region runs from base 1 to 1863 and encodes 620 amino acids.